This is a messenger RNA of Hypoxylon trugodes, 963 nucleotides long. RefSeq names its product beta subunit of citrate lyase. Gene Ontology annotation, biological process: oxaloacetate metabolic process. The record is from RefSeq and is a predicted model, not a curated record. The transcript has 2 exons. Bases 1 to 963 code for a protein of 320 amino acids. Gene Ontology annotation, molecular function: magnesium ion binding; catalytic activity. Lineage: Eukaryota; Fungi; Ascomycota; Sordariomycetes; Xylariales; Hypoxylaceae.
AUGGCGGCUAGGUCGAGCUCUAUCCCCCGCCGGGCCCUUCUCUACGUUCCGGCCUCAUCCCCCCGCAUGUUAACCAAGUCCCUCGGCCUCAGCAGCGACAACAUAACCUACGACCUCGAAGACUCCGUCACACCCACCGCAAAACCCACAGCCCGCACCGCACUACGCGAACACCUAACCAACCUCUCCUCCCGCCCCCCUUCCAUCUCCGAACUCGCAAUCCGCAUAAACGCAAUAUCCACACCCUACGCCCUCGACGACCUAACAACCCUCGCACCCCUCCCCAACCUCGACGCGAUCGUAAUCCCCAAAGUAAACUCCGCAAGCGACUUAACCUUCGCAACCGACGCCCUGCGACACCUAGCCCCCUCGCGCCACUGCGACUCUAGUCCAAACCCAAUAAAAAUAAUCGCAUUAAUCGAAUCCGCGCGCGCAAUCGUCGACCUACGAGAAAUCUGCGCCUCCUCUCCUUUCCUCAGCGGUCUCAUCUUCGCAGCCGAGGAUUUCGCGUUAGACCUCUCGCUCACGCGAACACCCAGUUUAAAUGAAUUCCUAUACGCGCGAUCCGCCAUCGUUACUGCUGCACGCGCAGCCAAUCUACCGAGUACGAUCGAUUUAGUCUGUACCUCAUAUAAAGGCGGCGAAGGGCUCGCACGCUUAGAAGAAGAGUGUGAGGGCGGCAAAGCGUUAGGGUUUAAUGGGAAACAAUGCAUUCACCCCUCGCAAGUCGAUACCGUACAGCGGCUCUUCGCGCCUUCGGAGAAGGAAGUUGAGUGGGCUGUUCGGAUUACGAUUGCGGAUGAGAAAGCCGCUGCUGUGGGUCGAGGAGCGUGGACGCUGGAUGGCGCUAUGAUUGACGCGCCUGUUGCUGGUAAGGCGAAGGCGAUAGUUGAAAAAGCGCAAAAAUGUGGUUUUGAUGUUGACGAUUUACGAGAGAAAUGGAAAGACCAGGAGCCUGAAUGA